Ogataea parapolymorpha DL-1 is the source of this 1185-nucleotide messenger RNA. RefSeq lists its product as uncharacterized. The record is from RefSeq and is a predicted model, not a curated record. The transcript has a single exon. The coding region runs from base 1 to 1185 and encodes 394 amino acids. NCBI's taxonomy places the organism in Eukaryota, Fungi, Ascomycota, Pichiomycetes, Pichiales, Pichiaceae.
AUGAUCGGACUGGUGCAUUUUAGUGGUAAGAGCCUGGACGCUGUGGAUCUGCUGCCUUCGAACGAGGGGCGCCAGUCGCUGGUGCAGCAGCUGAUGAAGGGAUACGGCCUGCUUGACCACCCGAAAGUGCAGCUUUUGGCGCCGAAACUGGCGUCCGUAGACGAUCUGGCGAAAUUCCAUGACCGCGACUACGCCGUCGAGCUGCUCAGGCCGAGAAACUGGAAAGAGCACGAAAACGAGCUGUCGCGGCUGCAGCGAACGAUCUUGAAACGACGAGCGACGCGGGAAAGUCCCGACGAUCGUCGCUCGCUCGAUCAGGUGCCCUGCGCCUCGUACGGCCUCGUUUUCGACUGCCCGAUAUUCCCCCACAUGGAUGAGUACUGCUCGGUAGUGGCCGGUGGCUCAGUCCAAGCAGCCGAGUUUCUUAUCCGAAACCCCACAGUCGCGAUUAAUUGGGCCGGCGGACGGCAUCACGCACACAAAUCACAUGCUGCCGGGUUUUGCUACGUCAACGACGCAGUGCUUGCUAUUUUGAGACUGCGUCGCAAGUACUCGCGUAUCAUGUACAUUGAUUUCGACCUCCACCACGGGGACGGCGUGGCCAAUGCGUUCAAACUGAGCAACAAUGUGCUCACAGUGUCGGUGCACCGUGCAGAUGCCGGAUUUUUUCCCGGGACUGGUUUGAAGCCUGUGGAUGGGCUCGGCAGGGGAACAGGUUACGAGAUUAAUAUACCCACUAAAAGAGGUUUAUGCGACGCGUCACUUGAAUGGAUUGUCGCGCAUAUUGUUGUGCCGAAAAUUGAGGGGUACAGACCACAAUGUCUAGUGAUCCAGUGCGGAGCAGACGGUUUGUGCACAGACUCGGAGUUUAGAGAAUGGAAUCUGACCGUUUCCCGAUUCGGGCGCACAGUGUGUCAACUUGUACGCAGGACCGGGAUACCGUCUUUACUUCUCGGUGGCGGGGGCUACAACUCGCUCGAAACAUGCAAGUUAUGGUGCUACAUCACCGGAUUAAUUUUAGGUGAAGAAUGCCAAGGCUGGGCACAGCUGCCGGACGACCUGGACGACGAGCUGGUGGAUUUUCGAGAGCUGGAGUUCUGGACACACGACACACCGCGUAAUAUGGCAGAGCAGAAUACGCACGAGUACCUAUUGUAUCUUCAAAGUGCAAUUCUCGGUUGCUAA